AUGGCAACUCAAGCUCCCACUCCAACGCCAAGAAUGGAUAACCUUGUCGGCGUAUAUAAUAUAAAUCAUUUCUGUCAAAUGGUUAGAGAAUUUUUAACGUAUAUUCCCCGGAAUAAUAGAGUUGCAGUUGAGCGGGCGUUAACAAAUCUCACAAAUGCGUACAACCAGUCCCAAAAUGAGAUAGUAAGACUGAGCAGUGAUUUAGCACAAUCAAUGGAAAAUGAGCGAAUUGCAAAUGAAGAUGCUAUGGGUUGGCAGGAUUAUAAUGCAGACUUGCUAGUUGCAUGGAAUAAUAGUGAUAUAACUCGAGCUGAAAUAGAUAGUAUGAUAAAAUCACAAUUAGCUUUAGUGCCAACUACUUUUCUUCAGCCUACACAACCCGCUUCUUCUCAAAGACGAGAAGGACAAUUAUUACGAAGUCAAAUGGAACCAGGUAAAAUAUAUCAGGAUCCUAAUUCACGCUUAAAUGACCCAGAAUGGCUUCGAAUGGAUGAGGCAACGGAUCGUCUUAGUGCUUUAGCAGGUCCAUCUUAUCUGCAAACUUUUAUGGAUACAAUUAGUAAAGGAGUGAUAGAUAGAAUUACGCCUCUCUUACCUAAGAAAAAAGAAACCUCUCCCAUUACUGAUGAUGUAGAUGGAAUCACAAAGGGUAUGGCUGAGUUGUCGAUAAAUGAGGCUAUAUCCAAAGGUGUAUCUAAAGGUAUAUCACAAGGAAUGAAGGAAGUAUAUGCUGUUAGUGUAUCAUCCAAACACCGCUGUUCAAAAUGUCAUAGAAGUGGUCAUCAUUCAAAUUCUUCUAGAUGUCCGAAAAAUAAAAAGAAAAGCAGAUCCAAGAAAAAAGCCAUGUUUAACGAUCCAGAGGUUAUAGAAACAAUUAAAAAUAAUAUUAAUAAUACGAAUGUAUCUAUUGCAAAACCUGACUUUAUAAAUUAUCGAGAGCCGGCUCCGCCGUACGGCUCAGAAAUACCCGAUUCGGACGGGGAGGAUGAAAUGCUAGAUGAUCCUAUGGAGAUAGAUUUCGUCUGUCGGAAAGAACCGGUAAUUAGUAUUGCAACUAUACCAGUUAAAAUCAAACGCUUAAAAAUUCCGGCAUUGGUACUAGAUAGUGGCGCUGAACCUGCAAUCGUAUCAGAAGAUAUUGUUAAACGUGUAGGCGGAAAAAUAGAUACGUCAGAAAAAUAUGAUCUUAGUGGUGUUGCUACCGUCCCAACAGAAUCUGUUGGUAUUACUCAUAAUUUACCAAUAACAUUUUCUCCAGGUUUUACUAUACGUGAAGAUUUUGUAGUUGUACGAGUUCCCAAACCGACAUUAAUAUUCCCAAAUCCGCUUCUCAAAAAAUAUAAAUGUGCUGUAGAUUGGGGUAACGAUAAAAUGAAGAUUCAUUAUAAUGGAGAAGAUUUUAUUAUUCCGGUUACUAUGCACAAAGUCAAGAAUAAGCUCGAAGUAAAUUGCGCUACUGCAUCCCAGAAUGAUAAGCCUUUGAUAUCCAAUCAAAUUCCCCAGAAUAUAGAUGGUAGUGAGGAUGACAAUAUACCGUUCGAAAAGUGGUGCACUCCUGCGGGCUUUAGCUUAAAUUCCGAGAAUUUGACUUUAAAAAAAAAUGCGUAA
This is a messenger RNA of Paraglomus brasilianum, 1608 nucleotides long. The record is from the annotation of a GenBank genome assembly. NCBI's taxonomy places the organism in Eukaryota, Fungi, Glomeromycota, Glomeromycetes, Paraglomerales, Paraglomeraceae.